Molecule: messenger RNA, 857 nt
Organism: Alnus glutinosa
Lineage: Eukaryota; Viridiplantae; Streptophyta; Magnoliopsida; Fagales; Betulaceae
Product: structure-specific endonuclease subunit slx1-like
Exons: 3
Coding region: 101-598 (165 amino acids)
Biological process (GO): double-strand break repair via homologous recombination
Cellular component (GO): Slx1-Slx4 complex
Molecular function (GO): 5'-flap endonuclease activity; crossover junction DNA endonuclease activity
Source: RefSeq, a predicted model, not a curated record
AGGGAAAGGAAGGGUUUUUCCGGGUCACGAGGUCUUUCGGUGGUUAUACCAAAGCCUUCGCUACAAGUCUAGAAGGGAAGAUUAAAACAGAGUACCCAAGAUGGCGAGGCCGCUGUCCAGGACAUUCCGAUCUCUUAAAAGUCCAAACCCCAACCCAAUAAAGGCAUCAUCAUCACCGCCAAAACCAAGAAUUUCACUUCCUAAAUUGAGCUCCAGAUCAUGGUGCGUGUACCUCAUUCUCUCCACCAAUAUCCCCAUCAAAACCUACGUUGGGGUCACCACCGAUUUCCCUCGUCGUCUGAAACAACAUAAUGGUGAACUUAAAGGUGGUGCAAAAGCCUCUCGUGCAGGAAGGCCAUGGGUAUGUGCAUGUAUUAUCCGAGGUUUUAAGGACCAAAGUGAAGCUUGUAAGUUUGAAUCAAAAUGGAAAAGUUUUUCAAGAAAAUCGCCCCGAAAAAGAGAAAAUGAAGACGUGCCAAAGCAUUUAGAUGAGACCUCACAUCUGUUAUUGCAACAUAGGGAAGCAGCACUAAAGAGAGUUAAAGGUUUGUUUGGUUGCUGCCACCUAGAAAUUGACUGGCCAUUGAAUCCUUACUGAUCAGUAAAUGCCAUUCUUAUUAGCUUAUAAAUUUAGAUAAUUUGAGCUAAUCAAAUAUGUUGUAUACAUUGGAAAAGGCAUACUUGGACAUAUGAAUGACAGUCAGUAGCCCAAAAUUGUUGUAUAUUUAUUUGAUGUCAUUGGUAUCAAAACAGAGAAAUGGCCAUGUUUAAAUGAGGACCAUUGAAAUGUACCAAUUCCUUUAUACAUAAUGAGAAUGAAAGAAAAAAUAAUUUUUGUAUGCAGAAACAAAAUGUUU